UCCAUUUUCUAUAUUGUACAAAGUAGCGGCAUAAAGUUUUCUUUCUCAUCCGCUUUUUCUCCUGUUCUCUCUCUCUCUCUCUCUCUCUUACCCUUUUGCUCUGACGAGCUUUUCUCUCUCUCUCUCUCUUUUCUUUCUGUGGGGUCUGUCAUUGAUAUAUUGACUUUAAAGCACCUCCUCCUUUGAUUAAGCUUGCUGCUUAGCCUACUACUGUUACCACUACUGAAACCAGCCUCAGAUUUGGAGUUUUUUCAGUACUGAAGUGAGAAAGUAAUGGCAGGAGCUCCAGCUCCAGCACCGAAGGCAGAUGUGCCACCACCACAUCCACCCAAGGAGCAGCUUCCCAAUGUUUAUUUCUGCAUUACCAGUCCUCCUCCUUGGCCUGAAGCUAUACUUCUUGGGUUUCAACAUUAUUUAGUGAUGCUUGGAACAACAGUUAUUAUUCCCACUGCUCUGGUUCCGCAAAUGGGAGGAGGAAACGAGGAGAAAGCAAAGGUUAUUCAGACUGUACUCUUUGUUGCUGGCUUGAACACACUAUUGCAAACUACAUUUGGUACAAGAUUACCUGCUGUCAUUGGAGGAUCAUAUACUUUUGUUGCACCAACAAUUUCCAUUAUCCUUUCUGGUCGAUGGAGUGAUCCAGAUCCUGUAUCGAGAUUCAAAAAGGUAAUGCGGGCCACUCAGGGUGCACUUAUUGUAGCUUCAACACUUCAGAUAGUUUUAGGCUUCAGUGGUCUCUGGCGCAAUGUUGUCAGGUUUCUGAGUCCACUUUCAGUUGUUCCUUUGGUCGCUCUUGUUGGUUUUGGGUUGUAUGAGUUUGGUUUCCCUGGGGUCGCUAAAUGUGUUGAAAUUGGGCUGCCAAUGCUGAUCCUUUUAGUUCUCUUCUCCCAGUAUUUGGGCGAUCUGAUUAAACCAGCGAAGAAAAUAUUUGAUCGCUUUGCUGUUGUAUUCACGGUGGCAAUUGUAUGGAUAUAUGCUCACCUACUAACAGUGGGUGGGGCCUACAAUGGUAAGGCACCAAAAACCCAGACAAGCUGCCGGACUGAUCGUGCUGGACUCAUUGAUGCUGCUCCAUGGAUAAGAGUUCCUUACCCUUUCCAAUGGGGAGCGCCUUCAUUUGAUGCUGGGGAAGCCUUUGCAAUGAUGAUGGCUUCAUUUGUGGCUCUCGUAGAGUCUACUGGUGCAUUUAUUGCAGUAUCUAGGUAUGCGAGUGCAACGUAUAUGCCACCAUCCAUUCUCAGCAGGGGUGUAGGUUGGCAGGGAAUUGGCAUCCUAUUGUCUGGAUUGUUUGGCACUGGAAAUGGAUCUUCUGUCUCUGUUGAGAAUGCUGGCUUAUUAGCAUUGACUCGUGUUGGAAGUCGAAGAGUGGUUCAGAUCUCUGCUGGAUUCAUGAUUUUCUUUUCUAUUUUAGGAAAAUUUGGAGCAGUCUUUGCUUCAAUUCCGGCACCAAUUUUUGCUGCUUUGUACUGCGUUUUCUUUGCUUAUGUGGGUGCGGGAGGUUUGAGUUUCCUUCAGUUCUGCAACCUGAACACCUUCCGAACCAAGUUCAUACUAGGCUUCUCAAUCUUCUUAGGCCUGUCUAUUCCCCAGUACUUCAACGAGUACACAGCUAUCCAAGGAUAUGGUCCAGUCCACGUCAAAGGAAGAUGGUUUAAUGACAUAGUAAAUGUCCCUUUCUCAUCGGAAGCCUUUGUGGCGGGGCUGGUGGCUUAUUUCCUGGAUAACACACUCCAGAAGAAGGAUGCUCGGAAAGACAGAGGUAAGCACUUUUGGGACAAGUUCAAAUCCUACAAAACAGACCAAAGAACGGAUGAAUUCUAUGGACUUCCUUUCGGUAUAAAUAAAUAUUUCCCAUCUGUGUGAGCUAUGCAUCGUCCUGUUGAAGAUUUCAUCCAUGACUAAAUCUUUGAUCCCUCAUUGGCUCUGUGAAGUGGCUGCUCUGCAACACCAUUGGUCUUCAACUCGUGUAUCUUUUUUACAUGCUAAAGGAGUAUAAAUGGUCCGACCAUCUAAAGCUUAAAGCAUUUGUUUGUUAGUUUUCUUUCUGUAAAUCUAAUUUGAUUACAACAUGGACUUGAAAUAUUGGUUAAUCAGCUUUUCUGCUAUCAUCUUUUGGUUCAUCUU
Coffea eugenioides is the source of this 2124-nucleotide messenger RNA. RefSeq names its product nucleobase-ascorbate transporter 6. Gene Ontology annotation, cellular component: membrane; plasmodesma. Bases 274 to 1863 code for a protein of 529 amino acids. NCBI's taxonomy places the organism in Eukaryota, Viridiplantae, Streptophyta, Magnoliopsida, Gentianales, Rubiaceae. The transcript has 15 exons. Gene Ontology annotation, biological process: transmembrane transport. The record is from RefSeq and is a predicted model, not a curated record. Gene Ontology annotation, molecular function: transmembrane transporter activity.